AUGCCUUCAUCUUUAUCCUCAAAACUUACUCGGCUCAAGUCUCUUCAGCUCAAACAAUUCGUCCAUCGAAAGAACCGUGGGCCACCUUCUCCAAUAAGCCCUUCUACAUGCCAACCUAUCCACACAUCAUCCCAAAUGGCAAUUGUUCCUGACGAUAUGUACAGCCCUUCAUCACCAACAAAUGUCAAUAGUUUUUCAGAAACUCUUCGGAUUGUUUCUGAAGAAGCAAAGAAUGGUAAAUACGCCGAUGUGUUCGAUGCCUUCUUCUACACCGAUCGGAGGUGUCAGAACCGGGCAUUCUUUAUGGCUGCCCGCCUGAAACACACCCUCUGGCCGUUGGUUUCUGAGGCCCUUGGAACUCCCCUUCGGAAUCGUACUCAUUCUGUCCAGGUACCCUCGAAUAAAAACAGAGACAAUAACAACAAUCUUCCAAAAACUUCGAUUUCUGAAACUACCAGCAGGAACCAAGAGGACCAGCAAAUCGAUGCCUUUUGGGAACUUGUGACUCACCGGCUCUACACCCUAAACUGCUUACUCUUCGUCUUCCCUUCUUCUUCUCCGUUUCACGACGAGGCAGCAAUGCACUUAAAUCAACGGCUGUCCAAUGAUAAUUCAGGUGCACGAGAAACCUUAUUUGCCGUCCGUUACGCUCUCUUGCGUAGCCAUCAUCCUAAUUCGCUGAGCCGUCAUCGGCACUCUGUACCUUCCGGGCGGGAUCAUCGUGACGACGAUGCUGUGGGCGAAUUUCUUCAAUCAGCACAGGCCGUGAUUGCAAGGUGCCUCGAAAGCGAAGAAAGACUAAGCCAAAGCGAGAGAGAUGCGAUGUACCUCUUCCAUGGUCUUCGGAUGGGGUUGUAUGGUUCGUUUGUACCUCACAUCGAGCUACGAGAGGCAAGCGACGGUCUUCAGGAAGCCUUGGCAGAGGCUGUCCUACAUAAUCAAAACAAAUCAAAUACGGGCCUCCUUAAUAAUCCCUUUGAGGACAAUCAAGCAAUCGUACAAGAACAUAAUAAUGAUUCCUCUUUAGAACAAAAAAAUAGUACCAGUAUACUGUCUGUUUAA
Phycomyces blakesleeanus NRRL 1555(-) is the source of this 1062-nucleotide messenger RNA. RefSeq lists its product as hypothetical. Bases 1 to 1062 code for a protein of 353 amino acids. NCBI's taxonomy places the organism in Eukaryota, Fungi, Mucoromycota, Mucoromycetes, Mucorales, Phycomycetaceae. The transcript has a single exon. The record is from RefSeq and is a predicted model, not a curated record.